CAGGAAUCGAAAACACUUGCAGAGAAUUCAGUUUUUUUGGUAAUUAAUUAAUAUUUUUUACAAAGCUCUCAGAAGACUGAUGAUAUGACGGCGGCGUAACAGAGUUUGAAAUUCAAUCAACUAUAGUUUAUAUAGCCGUUGAUUGCAAACGAGCUUGAAAGCGUCGUUUGAAGAUCGCCGGAACACGAGUCAAACUGGGUUUGAGUUUUGGUGAUCGAGUUUCCGCAGAGGUUGGUUACAUGUGCGAGCUGAAGGUGGCGAAUCCAAGAGACACAGAUGAGUUUGCUAGAUUUCCGGCUGGGUUUGAUGUGGGAGAUACAGAUGAAGGGUUUUCUCAGGCACCACCUGCACCUUCGGUAACACAGCACGAAGGGAUUGUAUUACAGGGAUACUCGGGACCAAUGUUUUCAGGUUACAGCCGUGCAAGAGAAAUGUCAGCCAUGGUUUCAGCUCUGACUCAUGUUGUUUCUGGAGAGAGGAGUGGUGGGGAAUGGGCUUAUCAACCAGAUUUUAGUGGCUCUGUGGCGUCAACCAUUGCUUCUGGUGCGACUACUUAUGCUUCUGGUUCGCCUUCUUCCUCUUAUACUUCUUCUUCUUCAAUGAGCGGUGGAGGACAGAAGAGAGGGCGUGAUGAGGAGAGUACUGGUCAGUUGCCUGAAUCCGUUUUGAGGAUGUACAGAGGCUUUGGUGAAUUCAGGACAUCAUUAGGAGAGUCAUCAUCUGUUUUGCCGGUUAAACAAGAAGGUUCGAGCAUUAUAAGCACCACAACUGUAGGGACUCCAUCAACCACCACCACCACCGCCGCCGCCAGAGAUGAAACCACGUCCCAAGGAGAAGUAGGAGAGAGGAGGAGAAGAUACAGAGGGGUGAGGCAGAGGCCUUGGGGGAAAUGGGCAGCAGAAAUAAGAGACCCACAUAAAGCUGCCAGAGUUUGGUUAGGCACAUUUGAUACUGCUGAAGCUGCAGCCCGAGCUUACGAUGAAGCUGCUCUGAGAUUCAGAGGAAAUAGAGCGAAGCUUAACUUUCCAGAAAACGUUAGGCUCAGUCAAUCUUUAUCCAAUCCUGCCGCGACCCAGUUAACAAUUUCCCAUUCUCCGGCUACCCUUCUCCCGGUUCCUCAGAUUUCUGAGCCAUUCAUGCCACCUCAAACCCAGCAGCAGCUACAGAGCUCCGAUAUUGCGAGGGAUUAUUACGAAUACUCUCAAUUACUUCAGAGUUCCGGGGAAUUUCAAAGACAACCCACAAGUUUACUAGAGCAGAUGUUUUAUUCUUCUUCUUUGGCAGCUUCUCUACGACCAUCUUCUUCUUCUUCUUCUUCUUCCCCCCUUGCCUCCUCCGUUUCCUCUUCAAUGUUAUCUAAUCCAUUUCCUCUAUUUUACACGGAUCAACAGAUGGAAUAUCUGAGACAAAUGGAUACUCGUGGACAAGGUAACACUUCUGGCGGUGGGUCAGAGUUCCCGACGCCAUCCUGGACGGAUUCCGGUCACUAUCCGUCUUCUUCCUCUAGUUAAUUUUAUUUUCUUUCCUAUGAUUGUUUUCCUGCUUUGACUCCUAUUUGUUUCUGUGUUGCUUGUUUAAGGCUAUAAUGUAUUCUAUAGAUUUGUAAAAGGUCUAUUUUAUUCGAUUGAGCCAUCCAUGUAA
Nelumbo nucifera (sacred lotus) is the source of this 1641-nucleotide messenger RNA. RefSeq lists its product as uncharacterized. The record is from RefSeq and is a predicted model, not a curated record. Gene Ontology annotation, biological process: ethylene-activated signaling pathway; regulation of DNA-templated transcription. Gene Ontology annotation, molecular function: DNA-binding transcription factor activity; DNA binding. NCBI's taxonomy places the organism in Eukaryota, Viridiplantae, Streptophyta, Magnoliopsida, Proteales, Nelumbonaceae.